Epithele typhae is the source of this 570-nucleotide messenger RNA. Its product is annotated as ribosomal protein S9/S16-domain-containing protein. The coding region runs from base 1 to 570 and encodes 189 amino acids. Lineage: Eukaryota; Fungi; Basidiomycota; Agaricomycetes; Polyporales; Epitheliaceae. Gene Ontology annotation, molecular function: structural constituent of ribosome; RNA binding. Gene Ontology annotation, cellular component: cytosolic small ribosomal subunit; ribosome. The record is from RefSeq and is a predicted model, not a curated record. The transcript is spliced from 2 exons. Gene Ontology annotation, biological process: translation; maturation of SSU-rRNA from tricistronic rRNA transcript (SSU-rRNA, 5.8S rRNA, LSU-rRNA).
AUGGCUCCUACGACGCAGGCCGUUCAGACUUUCGGCAAAAAGAAGACCGCUACCGCUGUUGCUCACGCGAAGGAGGGUCGUGGCCUCAUCCACAUUAACGGCUCUCCCGUCUCCCUCCUUAAGCCUGAGUUCCUCCGCUUCAAGGUCUACGAGGCCAUCCUUGUCGCUGGGGAGGAGGCGUUUUCCGCGAUCGACAUCCGUCUGCGCGUGAAGGGCGGUGGACACACUUCGCAAGUCUACGCUAUCCGUCAGGCGAUCGCCAAGGCGGUUGUCGCAUACUACGCCAAGUACUUUGAUGCUGCCAGCGCUCUCGAGCUGAAGAAGAAGCUCGUUGCGUACGACAGGACUCUUUUGAUAGCGGACCCCAGGAGAGCAGAGCCAAAGAAGUUUGGUGGUCAUGGUGCCCGUGCCCGGAGGCAGAAGUCGUGCGUCUUUUGUCACACUUUUUGCGUGUCGUUAUCCAUUCCUCAUUGCUCUGCACAGCUACCGGUGAACGUUAUCGCUGCGUCGUCAGUAUCGUUGCAUCGAGCACUGUCAUGUUUUGUAAAUCUUCCAUAUGCUAUGUUAUGA